AUAUGUCCGUCUUCUGUGGUAACACCAUUGAAAAAGGAUGGAUAAGUAUACACUACUGCGCCUGGCGCGUUCUUCAAAAUCCACCCGUGUUGCGGGCGGUGCUGUGUUGCUGGGAGCAGGUUCUGUUCCUCACAGAGAGACCGUAUUUCUGAGAGGGAGGAAGUGUUGGAGCAUCAGCUUAGAGCCAGUGCAGGAACCAUUGCCAAUGUGAGAGUGGAAGAUUUGGCUUUGACUUUGAGGUACAGAUCAAAGCGGCAUUUUCUGUUGUGUUUGGAAAACGUAGAUUGAGAAGCAGUCUGUUGUGUCCUUGACAUAACAAAACCUCCGCAAAGAUGGCCAAGAUGAUGUCGAUGAAGAUGUCGUCCAUGAAGAUGGCGAAGAUGUCCAUGAAGAAGAUGAGCGGCAUGGUAAUUUUUUCUGGAUGAACGUUGUUUUCCUUGAGUUCCAGUCUGUUUCAAACAUGAAAACUGAAAACUUUCUCUACAUUUGUACCAACAUGUUUCUCCUACAGAAGGAACUUUCCACUUCCAGCAUAUCACUCUUCUUUGUCAAAACCAUUACAGAAGAAGCUCAACGCGUACUUCGUGUUGAUGCUCGCCGCCAAGAAGGCCGGCAAGGCGAGUUUCGUCUACAACGGCAGCACCUACGUGGGCAAGAAGCACGAGAAGCUGGGCAUGAUCUACAAGAAGAAGUAAGCGUGCCUUACGACGAUGACCCAUGA
Amoebophrya sp. A120 is the source of this 721-nucleotide messenger RNA. Lineage: Eukaryota; Dinophyceae; Syndiniales; Amoebophryaceae. The record is from the annotation of a GenBank genome assembly.